AUGUCGGCUCCGAACGGGGAAGAAGCUGAUGACCGCAAUGUUGAGAUUUGGAAGAUCAAGAAGCUCAUCCGGAAUUUAGAACUCGCGCGAGGAAAUGGUACUUCGAUGAUUUCAUUGAUCAUCCCGCCCAAGGACCAGAUCGCCCGCGUCGCCCGAAUGUUGGCCGACGAGUUCGGAACGGCGUCGAACAUCAAAUCGCGAGUGAAUCGGCUGUCUGUCCUCGGCGCCAUUACCUCCGUACAAGGCCGAUUGAAGCUAUGGACAAAAGUUCCGCCCAACGGCCUCGUUAUUUAUUGCGGCACGAUAUUGACGGAUGACGGCAAGGAAAAGAAGGUCAACAUUGAUUUCGAGCCGUUCAAGCCUAUCAACACCUCCUUGUACCUUUGCGACAACAAAUUCCACACAGAGGCGCUUCAAGCCCUUCUCGCCGAUGACACGAAAUUCGGGUUCAUCAUCAUGGACGGUAACGGCACACUGUUCGGCACGCUACAAGGAAAUUCUCGCGAGGUCCUCCACAAGUUUACCGUCGAAUUACCAAAGAAGCACGGCCGUGGUGGUCAAUCAGCGCUGCGUUUCGCGCGUCUCCGAAUGGAGAAGCGUCACAACUACGUGCGCAAGGUGGCCGAGAUAUCCGUGGAGAUGUUUAUUAAAAACGAUAAGGUUGCCGUCGCUGGCCUCGUACUCGCCGGUUCCGCAGAUUUCAAAACGGAGCUCGGCCAAUCGGACAUGUUUGAUCAGCGUUUACAAGCGAAAAUCAUCAAGACUGUCGACAUUUCGUACGGUGGCGAGAACGGCUUCAACCAGGCCAUCGAGCUGGCCGCCGAAUCGCUGUCGAACGUCAAGUUUAUCCAGGAGAAGAAGCUGAUCCAGAACUAUUUCGACGAGAUCAGCCAGGACACUGGCCGUUACGUUUAUGGAGUGAAGGACACGCUACAAGGCCUCGAGAUGGGCGCCGUGGAGACGUUGGUGUGCUGGGAAAAUUUGGACAUUACAAGGUACAAGCUGAGAAACAACGCCGGCACCGAAACCAUCCUUCACCUGCGGCCCGAAGAAGAAAAGGACAAGUCGUACUUCAUCGACCGCGAGACGAACACCGAGAUGGAGCUCGUCGAGUCGGUGUCGCUGCUCGAGUGGCUCGCCAACAACUACAAGACGUUCGGCACCGUGCUCGAGAUUGUCACCGACAAGUCGCAAGAGGGCGCCCAGUUCGUGCGUGGUUUUGGUGGAAUUGGAGGUCUUCUCCGCUAUCGCGUCGACUUCCAAGCGCAAGAUAUGGCCGACGACCUGGACGGCAUCGACCUCGACGACUAC
Molecule: messenger RNA, 1311 nt
Organism: Mesorhabditis spiculigera
Lineage: Eukaryota; Metazoa; Nematoda; Chromadorea; Rhabditida; Rhabditidae
Source: the annotation of a GenBank genome assembly